CCUUUUCGCAACCCUAACGGGAGAGAAGUGAUGGAAGAAGGGUAGCCGGAAGAGUUUCCUCAAAAUACCAUAGGGGUUUUAAAUUAUUAGUACGUAUUUAAACUCAUCUACUUUCACGUUGUCCCGUUGAACGUCACUUCCGCUUAGGGGCGGACACGUCCCAAACCUGUGGCGGGAGUUGGAGAUUCUGCGGCGAAUACGCCAGGUGUGACUGGCUGGAAGUGGCGUGGCUGGAUCAUCAUGCCUAGGGUUCAUAACAUAAAAAAGUCUCUUACACCUCACAUUUCUUGUGUGACAAAUGAAUCUGAUAAUCUGCUGGAUUUUUUGCCUGACAGACUAAGAGCAAAGCUACUUCCAUUCCAGAAAGAUGGCAUCAUUUUUGCCCUCAAAAGAAAUGGCAGGUGUAUGGUGGCUGAUGAAAUGGGUCUAGGAAAGACAAUCCAGGCAAUUGGAAUUACUUACUUCUAUAAAGAGGAAUGGCCUCUGUUAAUAGUGGUCCCUUCGUCUCUGAGGUACCCUUGGACAGAAGAAAUUGAAAAAUGGAUCCCAGAGCUAAGUCCAGAAGAAAUCAAUGUUAUUCAGAAUAAAACUGAUGUUAGGAGAAUGUCGACCAGUAAAGUGACAGUUCUGGGUUAUGGUCUCUUAACCGCAGAUGCAAAGACUUUGAUAGAUGCACUGAAUAAUCAGAACUUCAAAGUAGUUAUAGUGGAUGAAUCACACUACAUGAAAUCCAGAAAUGCAACUCGCAGCAGGAUUUUAUUGCCAAUAGUACAGAAAGCCAGACGAGCCAUUCUUCUUACAGGAACACCAGCUUUAGGAAGGCCUGAAGAGCUUUUUAUGCAGAUUGAAGCUCUCUUUCCACAAAAAUUUGGAAGAUGGACCGACUAUGCAAAAAGAUACUGUAAUGCACACAUCAGAUAUUUUGGUAAAAGACCUCAGUGGGAUUGUAGAGGGGCAUCAAAUCUUAAUGAACUUCACCAGCUAUUAAGUGACAUAAUGAUUAGAAGAUUAAAGACUGAAGUUUUAACCCAGCUACCCCCUAAAGUCAGACAGCGUAUUCCAUUUGAUCUUCCAUCAGCAGCUGCCAAGGAAUUGAAUACCAGCUUUGAAGAGUGGGAAAAAAUAAUGAGAACUCCAAAUUCAGGUGCCAUGGAGACAGUCAUGGGGUUGAUAACUCGCAUGUUUAAACAAACUGCUAUUGCCAAGGCAGGUGCUGUAAAGGAUUAUAUUAAGAUGAUGCUUCAGAAUGAUUCGCUUAAAUUUCUGGUUUUUGCUCACCAUUUAAGCAUGCUCCAAGCUUGCACAGAAGCAGUCAUCGAAAAUAAGACUCGUUACAUUAGGAUAGAUGGAAGUGUUUCAUCUUCAGAAAGAAUACAUCUGGUUAAUCAGUUUCAAAAGGAUCCUGACACUCGCGUGGCUAUCCUAAGCAUUCAGGCUGCUGGCCAGGACCUGUAUGACAAGGUGGCCUGGGGGAAAAGAACUCUUGUCUCAGGACUUUUUAUGGAGUGCUUCUGUUUUGUCCCUUAGGAUUAAGUUUGAAGGGAUUAACAUUUACUGCAGCAAGUCAUGUUGUAUUUGCUGAGUUGUACUGGGACCCUGGACAUAUAAAACAAGCAGAAGACCGAGCUCACAGAAUUGGCCAGUGCAGUUCUGUGAAUAUUCACUACCUUAUUGCAAAUGGAACCCUAGACACCCUUAUGUGGGGAAUGUUGAAUCGCAAGGCUCAAGUUACAGGGAGCACACUGAACGGUAGGAAAGAAAAAAUUCAGGCUGAGGAAGGUGAUAAGGAAAAAUGGGAUUUCCUGCAGUUUGCUGAAGCUUGGACUCCAAAUGACAGUUCUGAAGAGUUAAGGAAGGAAGCUUUGUUCACUCACUUCGAAAAAGAAAAACAGCAUGAUAUUCGAUCAUUUUUUGUACCACAACCUAAAAAAAGACAGUUGAUGACCUCCUGUGACGAAUCAAAGAGAUUCCGGGAGGAAAAUACUGUAGUGUCAUCAGACCCUACAAAAACAGCUGCAAGAGAUAUCAUCGAUUAUGAAAGUGAUGUUGAACCUGAAACGAAAAGAUUGAAAUUGGCUGCCUCGGAAGACCACUGCAGUCCGUCGGAAGAGACACCAUCCCAGUCCAAGCAAAUCCGAACUCCACUCGUGGAAAGUGUACAGGAGGCCAAGGCCCAGUUAACCACCCCAGCCUUUCCUGUAGAGGGCUGGCAAUGUAGUCUCUGCACCUAUAUCAAUAAUUCAGAGUUACCUUAUUGUGAAAUGUGUGAGACUCCUCAAGGCAGUGCUGUUAUGCAAAUAGAUAGCCUCAACCAUAUCCAGGAUAAAAACGAGAAGGAUGAUUCUCAGAAAGACACCUCCAAAAAGGUUCAAACUAUCUCAGACUGUGAAAAACAAGCCCUUGCACAGUCAGAACCUGGCCAGUUGGCUGACAGCAAGGAAGAAACACCAAAAAUUGAGAAAGAAGACGGACUUACAUCCCAGCCAGGUAAUGAACAGUGGAAGAGUUCAGACACUUUGCCAGUGUAUGACACCUUAAUGUUCUGUGCAAGUAGGAAUACUGACCGGAUUCACAUCUAUACUAAGGAUGGAAAACAGAUGAGCUGUAAUUUCAUUCCUCUGGAUAUAAAAUUAGACCUUUGGGAAGAUUUACCAGCAAGCUUUCAGCUGAAACAAUAUCGCUCACUGAUUUUGAGAUUUGUUCGAGAAUGGAGUAGUCUAACUGCCAUGAAGCAAAGGAUAAUCAGGAAAAGUGGACAGCUAUUCUGUAGCCCAAUUCUUGCUUUGGAAGAGAUCACAAAGCAACAAACCAAACAAAAUUGCACCAAAAGAUACAUAACCAAAGAAGAUGUUGCCGUAGCCUCAAUGGACAAAGUGAAGAAUGUUGGGGGCCAUGUCCGUCUGAUCACAAAGGAGUCCAGGCCACGGGAUCCUUUCACAAAAAAACUUCUUGAAGAUGGAGCCUGUGUCCCAUUUCUAAAUCCAUACACAGUCCAGGCAGAUCUCACUGUGAAGCCCUCUACAUCCAAAGGCUAUUUGCAAGCUGUGGAUAAUGAAGGAAAUCCACUUUGCCUUCGCUGUCAGCAACCCACUUGCCAGACUAAGCAAGCAUGUAAAGCGAACUCUUGGGAUUCACGGUUUUGCUCUCUGAAAUGUCAGGAAGAGUUUUGGAUUCGAUCUAAUAACAGUUACCUGAGAGCCAAAGUAUUUGAAACUGAACAUGGUGUGUGUCAGCUCUGUAAUGUGAACGCACAAGAACUCUUUUUACGUCUGAGAGAUGCCCCUAAAAGUCAGAGGAAGAAUCUUCUGUAUGCUACCUGGACUUCAAAGCUCCCAUUAGAACAGCUAAAUGAAAUGAUAAGAAACCCAGGGGAAGGACAUUUCUGGCAGGUGGAUCACAUCAAGCCAGUGUAUGGGGGAGGAGGACAGUGUUCCCUGGACAACCUGCAGACUCUCUGCACAGUCUGUCACAAAGAGAGAACUGCCAGACAAGCUAAGGAAAGAAGCCAGGUGAGAAGACAAUCUCUAGCAUCAAAGCAUGGAUCAGACAUCACACGAUUUUUGGUAAAGAAGUAAAGUAGAAAAAUAUAUGAAUGAAUGACAAAUGGUUUACAUGUGGAAGACUUUAAUACAGAAGUUUUCCAUGUUUGUUUAAUAUAUCGAGAGUAAAAAUUUUCAGAACAAAAAUCAAGAAUUCAAAUUCUCUUCUACUAAUUACUUUUAGUAUUAAAUACAUUUUGAAAGUACUUAACAGAAACUAAGAUACAAUACUGAAUAUUUCUGUGGUCUUUUUGAUUUGAUUCAGACUCGCAAUUAUGUUUCAGCAAUGUUUUGUAAAGCUCUUUACCCCUAAUAUGCCUAAUCACUGUAUUGUGCAUAGAUUGUGUUUAAAAAAUGUACUCUCAAUUACCUAAAAAUGCUUCUGGAUUAGUAUUGUUCUGGACUGUCAUAGGUAUGAGUGGAACAUUGCAAAACCUUAUGGGAAAUUUCAGACGCAAAUCAUUAUUUGGGAAUUCUGGGCCAAGCAUGACCAGCCUGCUUAGGAUUCAAGAGAGACUGUCCACUAAAUACCUCCAGAAUGAGCUAGGGGCACACAUUUUGGGUGUUGCUUUUCUUGCUUUAUUUCUUAGCUAGUCAUCUUUAUCAAAAAUAUCCUUUUCAAAAUGAGGUACCUAUGGUGUUUGUGGACAAUUUGGGGGUUCUGUGUAAAGUAAUUGUUAAAACUAUUAAAUAACUGAAAACAUAAAAUGUAAAAUGCCACUUAAGCUUGAUUUUUUAGAUCUUUUUUUAAAAAAUGAAUAAAACUAGGCUUACUGUUGGCUGGGCGCGGUGGCUCACGCAUGUAAUCCCAGCACUUUGGGAGGCCAAAGCGGGUGGAUCAUGAGGUCAGGAGAUAGAUCGAGACCAUCCUGGCUAAUACGGUGAAACCCCAUCUCUACUAAAAAUACAAAAAAUUAGCCGGGCAUGGUGUUGUGCACGUGUAAUCUCAGAUACUCGGGAGGCUGAGGCAGGAGAAUUGCUUGAACCCGGGAAGCAGAGGUUGCAGUGAGCCGAGAUCACGCCAUUGAACUCCAGCCUGGGCGACAGAGCGAGACUCCGUCUCAAACAAACAAACAAACAAAAAAAAAAACUAAGCGUACUAUCAAAAUACACUUUGUCUUCUGGUUCUCAUUUUCUGUUUUUAAAACCCUGUGUUAUUAAAGGUAUGUUUCUGGUACUUAUUUUAAAAAGAGUGAUGAUGACAAAACACUUUAUAAUAAGGCAUAAUCAGAUGGUUAUAUGCAUUUAAAUAUACAAUAAUAACAUUAAAAUGUAAUUGACAUAAAAUAAGAGUGACGAUGAAACAAACCCAGGGCCUAGUCCUGCAAUAUGUCAGAAUCAUGAGGGCAAAGAGUCAGAACUAUACAAAAUACAGGACCGAGGAAGAAUUACAUUCCCAAAAGGGAGCUGUUUGUAAAUACUAUUAGGACAUAUACCUCUUUAGUUUGAGCAUUUUCCCACGUUAAUUAAUAGCUAGUGUUUUACAACAUAAAGGACUUGUUUUUAGAAAGAUUAUACAAUCAAAGAUUAUACAACCACAGUUGUUCCUCAGUUUCUAUUUCAUUGUAUGAGAUCAAGUCAUGUUGGUUAUUUUAUAAAUGAAGUUGGGCUUUCUUUGGCCUCCUUUCUGCUUAGUUGGUCAGGUGCUCUUUGCAGUUUUCUGCCUCAUUUCCAAGGUAACCUAGGAUUUGUCACGGUUGAGAGCCAAGAAGCAGGCACGCUGCCUUUCCUCCAGCAUGGGGUUUUGCAAGCGAGGUCUAAGUAGGUCAAAUUUGAGGGGAACUUGCUCUUCAGAUCACACUAAGGUGAUAAUUCUAAGGAGAAAGUUCUCAGAUGUAAGAACUGUGUGAUGGUUUGAGGUGAAACAAUCCAUGAAGAUAGGCUCAGUCUAUACCAGGUUUCAGAAUUCUGACUAAUUAAAAAUGCCGUAAGGAGCAUUGAGCAUUUGCUGUACAGGACACUGACUGGCCCGUCCCCAUCCCUUCCUGACAUGUCUCAGAGCUUUGUGUCCUGCCUUCCCCUAAUUUGGUCUGCAUUACUUGUGGGGCACAUUGAGAUGAAGGGUUCUGAGACAGAAAAUAAAGAUAGAGAUUGAUCUAAUAACCGAGACCGAAAGGGCAUCUUGAGGACUGUUCUUUCCUCCUCACAAUCUGAAACAGAAGCUCCCCACUAUGUAUUGCAAAUGGGAGGUUAUGACAGAGGGACACAGAAAGUGUCAGAGCAAGUGGCAGAUCCUGAGUGCAGAAGGAAGUGCAGAUGCCCCAGGAAGAAGACAGCUGCUGCCACUCAGGAGAUGGAGAUGGAGUGAAAACACAGGUGGGUACAAUGAGUGUAAAAGGAUAGGCCUGGCUCUGAAAAGACUCAGAGAAGCUGCAAGAUACAGUUUAGGCUAAGAAAACAACAACAAAAAAGGGCUCUGGCCAGGUAUGAUGGCACUUGCUUGUAGUCCUAGCUACACAGGAGGCUGAGGUAGGAGGGUCACUUAAGCCCAGGGGUUCAUGACCAGCCUGGGUAACACAGCAAGGCCCCAUCUCAAAAAAGAAAAAAGGCUCUGGGUCCAGGGAACAGAGCUGGGAAGUGGUAGGUGACGAAGGAACUCGCUUACGAUAGGGAACCAUAUGAAAAUAUGCCUGUGGGUAGGGGUAGGGUGGGGAGGACUUCCGGAGCAUGGUGGGCUCACACACUCAAACCUUGCACAGCCAGCAUCAGGCUGGCCUGCCUUCCUGUUCCCGUCACUGGGUGACAUUGAUCCCAGACACAUUCUGAUGACUAGUAAAGUUGCUUUUAGUAGCCCCAGAGCCAGGAGGAAUAAUUCAUAUGGAAUUUUUAAAGACGCCCACUCUUGGCGUUAAUUACAGCCCAACGUACAUUUCUUGGGGAGAUUUUCCUGUGACAAGUGAAUACCCUCUACAUUUUCUUAACUGGAUGGGAAAAGGAUUUUAUGCCCAUACAUCUUGCUAAUAAACCAAAUCCCUUCUUCAGAUUCUUGAGUGAAACAUUUAAAAUGUAGUUUCUUUAGAAAUAAAAGUAUGAGGCAUUUUAAAUUAUAUGACAGACAAAAAAGUCAAUGCUCUUGAGCUCUUUACAGUAAAUAGGUUGUGUUUACUCAUAGGAUACAGAAUCAUGGAUAUCAAACAUCAAAAAUAAAUUAUAAAAAUAAUGUCUCAUUUUCUGUUGCAUAUUAUUAGCCUGUCUCUCAUUCCACCAUUUGUUCUUUUGAACUGGAAAAUUGUGGGCUCCUAGUCACUGCACUAAUCUAUCUGAAUAUCCAACUACCAGAAAGGGUUUAUCCCAUCUCAAGUUUGUCAGUUGCUUUAUAUCGUUAAGGGUGUUUUUGCCACCCUGGUUGUGUUCAUAAUUACCAUUGAGAAAUGUCACUGUUAUUAAAAUACAUUCUGUGUUCCAACUA
Molecule: messenger RNA, 6948 nt
Organism: Homo sapiens (human)
Lineage: Eukaryota; Metazoa; Chordata; Mammalia; Primates; Hominidae
Gene: ZRANB3
Product: zinc finger RANBP2-type containing 3
Exons: 22
Coding region: 1698-3575 (625 amino acids)
Cellular component (GO): nucleus; chromosome
Molecular function (GO): zinc ion binding; endonuclease activity; nucleic acid binding
Source: RefSeq, marked validated